GACCAUGAACUGCGGAGGUGUUUCUUCACCCUGGAAUUCCCAGAAGACUGAUGAAGAAAGCUACGUGCUUCCUGACCAAGAACCCCCGGAUGCACGAUGCAUCAGAAGUCAGAUGGGAAAGGGCCGGAGAAGUCUCGGAAGUCACCGCCCAGGGCCAGAGCGAGGGAACGUGCAGAGCUCUCGAGCAACCACGGCGGCAUCUGCAGGAGCCGAGCCACCAGCACCACGACGCGCGCGAGCUGCGAGGGCAGCGCGAGGACCCGGGAGAGGGAGGGGCAGGGGGGAGGGAGGGGGCGGGGGCAGGAGCGAACGUGGGGGAGGAGAGAAGCGCCGCGAUUGGAGGAGUAAGGACCCUGGGAGCCGGAGCCUCCGGGAGGCGGAGAGAGAAGGAUCGGCUAACGGGUCGGGUGGGAGAAGGAGCGGCCUCUGA
Molecule: messenger RNA, 430 nt
Organism: Phascolarctos cinereus (koala)
Lineage: Eukaryota; Metazoa; Chordata; Mammalia; Diprotodontia; Phascolarctidae
Source: RefSeq, a predicted model, not a curated record